This is a messenger RNA of Ictalurus punctatus (channel catfish), 3919 nucleotides long. RefSeq lists its product as uncharacterized. The record is from RefSeq and is a predicted model, not a curated record. Gene Ontology annotation, molecular function: sequence-specific DNA binding. Lineage: Eukaryota; Metazoa; Chordata; Actinopteri; Siluriformes; Ictaluridae. The transcript has 11 exons. The coding region runs from base 2412 to 3587 and encodes 391 amino acids.
GGUCUAAUUCACGAGUCACUCUAAAUUCACAAGAGAAGAAGAGGAGUUACUCUGCUUUACACACUUCAGUGUUUUCAUUCAAGCCACAAAUGUGGACUCGUAAAUAGUAGCGUUUCAAAACAUCCGUGAAAAAUAUGGCAGCAAACACAGCUCGCAAUCACUGUAGCGUCCCUACAUGCACGAAUAACUCGAGCAAACAGCCGUAUUUAAGUUUUCACUCGUUUCCCACCGACGUGCUGGUGAGGAGGAAGUGGAUUUGUGCUAUCCGCCGGGACGAAGGGGAACAUUUUAAGAUAUUAAGAGGAAGCACGUAUGUCUGCAGCCAGCAUUUCAAGGAGUCUGACUACUCGAAAACAUCUGGUCGCAAACGGCUAAAACAUGGGGCUGUGCCGUCGCGGUUUCAAUGGACAAAUCCAGAAUCUUUCACACGGCGGAAUUAUUUCGGCAAAAUCAGAAAAGCCAAAAGUAUGCGGGGGAUGAACUCGGAAACGCUAUCAGAUCAUGCCUACGCAGCGGUUCUUCCAACAGGUUCAGGAACUUAUCACAACACUAUAAAGCGACACGUUUUUGUCACUCGCUAGCUAGUUUAUUGGUGCUGUAUUUAUUGUAUACUAGUGUAACUAGCUUCCUCAAAUACUUUAUUAGAAGAACUCGUAGCCCUUUUUUUCUGUUGGACUGUUUCAACCUUAGCAUAAAAUGGCCACCGGAACAGCACUGUUCAUUACCGGAUAUGACGGCAGUAUUUGUGAGGAAAGUAUUAGACGGUCCCUCCAGGAUUUCGCGAUCGCAGAAAUUAACGCAAAAUCAAGGAAACUUCGCAAUAUUCUGAGGAGUUUGCUAUUAAAAAAAAAAUUACAGCAGAUUUGGACCAAGAUGUGUCACGUGACGUCUUCGAUGCACGUGCGUCGAGCAUGAGUAGAGCUUUUACCAACAAACAUCACCGUGAAAGACCGUGCAAAACAAUUUCGUGCAAUUGCAGAUUCACUCAUUGUAAGCAGUUUUCCACACAAAAAACUCUAAGUUGCAUCGGAAAGAAUAAUAAUUAAAAAAAAGUUUUGGCCGCACCCAUCACAAAAAACUCUGAAAUCAUGUACAGACUGAUUAGACUAAUAAUAAUAGUAGUAAUAAUAAUAAUAAUAAUAAUAAUGAUGAUGAUGAUAAAGAUAAUGUGAUGGGGAUUUACAGUGACAGAACUGAUUUUGAGGUGGUUAAAUGCUUUCUGUUUAUAGGUAAGGGAAGCAUAUUUUAUUGUAGAAUUAAACCAACAAUUUAGUGUGAUGCUAAAUAUGCCAUUUAAUACUAGUAAAUGUACAUUCACGCUGUUUUUAUCGCUGCAAGUCACCAGUCACUGUACUUCAAAGACACCAGUCGGUGCCGCAACUAGCUUUCCAAGUAAAAUUAGGGCGUUUCCCCACCUGGAUCGUUUGAUUCGGAACCUGGCGUGUUUUCUCCCUUGGUUCGGGUCAUUUAGACAUAUAUGAACACGACACUCAUGCUUGGAUCCGCACCAAAACAAUCAGUCAGACGACCUGAACGAGACGAUCUCGGCCCGAUUGCAAACAAACUUUGGAGUGGUUUGCUUGUGGUGAGAAAGCAAUCCGACCCAACGAACCAACCUGUAGAGCGAUGCCUCGAUGGGGACUGUGUUACGUAACUAGUGUGUUUGUUUUGCUAAUGUCUCGCAACAUGAAUCGCAGUUUAACUUUGACCAAAGACGAGGUAAAAUGACCACUGACUUCACAUUUCUGAACAUAUUUCUAAAACACCAACACACCAAAGUGUUCAGUAAGCAUCUCAAGGAGAUGGGCUUUAAUCGCUCGGUGGAACGUGUGAAUUAGAUAAAUUAUAAUAACUACAGCUAAAAACAAAGGCGCAGUAAGCUCACGGACUGCUGUCUGUCCGUCGUGAAGGAUGAACGAUAUGAGCGGCUCACCGGAGCAUAAACAGGUGCACUCGGACCAAUGAGAAGACAGUUUACUCACAUGUGAACACAUUUUUAUUAUACUGUGAAAUGUUGCCUUGUGAAAGUGAACCGAGUUAAGGAGAACAUGCAACACUUUAACAGUAAGUCUCUGUUUCGGAACAAAGCACAGAUCUACAGGUCUGAAAACGUCUUUAAACAUUUUGGAAGGAGGGCGUUUUCUAUAUAAAAUUCACCAGUGUGUAUAUUAGUCAUUUUCUAUGAGAUGAAGGAGAAGCUGUGUGGCCAUCUAUGGCCCUUAACCCUCUCUGCUCCAGGGGCGCUGUAUCAUGGCUGACCCUGAACUCUGACCCCAACCUCCUAACAUGCUGGGAUAUGUGGGGGGAAAAAAAAGAAUUUCAUUGUACCGUAAUGUAUAUGUGACUAAUAAAGACUCAUUAUCAAACUUGCAUAAAGUUAAACUUUUCUCAACUUUGUUGCAUCGCUGGACAUGCCCGCAUCCAGUCGCCGACGGUCGCUGUCGUAUGUUGCCAGAAGACACCAGCUCUCAUUGAAAAUGAAUGAAUCACAGCCCUUUAGACCUCUUAUAAUGGCAUCAGAAGAAAGAACCUUAAAUUCAUUCAGUAAACCUCCACACACUCCUGUUCGCUCACAGCUUUGGCAGGAUGCACAGACUGACCAAGAGUCAACAAGCUGUGAGGAACAUGUCAUCCCUGUGGUCCAGCAGAACUUAAGAGUCCAUCAAAAGCCCCUGAAAGAGAACGAUGAAGGCCACCUUUGUGGAGACGCAUCGAGUUCACUAGGACACGUCAUCCUUACGGACCAGAAACCUACAGGAGAAUUUGAGAGGAAUCUUUUCAAAGAGGAAGAAUCAGAAGGGGAAGACUACCUCUCUGUAGGCACGUCAAAUCCCGCGGGAAAUUUGAUCCCUGUUGACCAGCAGAACGAAGAAUUUGUGAGGAUCACAGUAAAAGAGGAAGAACCUGAAGAUGAAGACUACCAGUGUGGAGCCACGUCGAGCUCAGUGGAAACUGCCAUCCCUGUGGACCAACAAGAAUUGGAGAGCAACGCUGUAAAAAAUGACAGCUACCUCUAUUGCUCGUGCAGAAGGAAAUUGGGUAUUUCUGCACCGGCGAAUAAUGAGCAAGGUGACGGGGCAGCAGGUCCAUUCAGCAACUGCGACUUCCUGAAACAGCUGAUCGCUGCUCAGAAUAGUACAUCUCGCCAGCUUGCUGCCCUCUCGUCCCAAAUCACUGAGCAGACUUUGCUUCUCAAGGAUGUUUUGGAUGAGAUGCGGCAGCGAGACUGUAAAGAACCUACGAGUGCACCAGAGAGGAUGAAAAGAGCACAUAGUUUGGCUAUUGCUAAAGCUGCAAGACGCCUGCACAAUUCAGAAAAGAAUCCUGAAAAAUAUGAUCCACAGACCGGAAUCAACUCCCUACAUAAUCAAGCAGUCACAACGCAUCUCCUUAAGGAGCUCUCAGUGAGUUUUGCAGAUGCCGAUCCUGAGGUUAUAAAAGCGUCCUGCAAGACUUAUUAUGAAACUGUAAGGAAAAGCUAUUUCUUGACACAGACACAAAAGGCCCGAUGGAGAUACGCCCUCAAGUUUGCUGCAAAAAACAGGCAGAGAAGGAAAAGAGCAAGGUCAACAGCCAUUCUUACCUAAGUGGAAACUGAGCUGUGGCAGACUGCAACGCUGGACGUCGUGUUUGAUGAUGAGGAUGCUGUUGUUGACGGAGGCCAGUUUGAACAGGAAGACCUCCAUUCCUGAGGAGUCCAGUGCUAUCUGAACUGUGCCAGGAACUGCAAUGGAUACUGGACGCUGACUUGUAAUAUGUUGCUACAUAUCACUGUUAUAUAAUAGAAGCAUGUAAUAGAAGACUGCAAGAAGCAUAAUAGAAAACUUGUAGAUAUUUUACCUUUUGUAAAUUCUAUUAAAUAGUAUCUUAUUCUUGGUUUAUACUGUGACUUCUAACCCUAAUAAAAGAAUGAAACAUG